UGGAUUUGAGUUACACAAGAGGUUCUUUUACAAGGACUUAAUGGAUGCCUAACUGAGGAAUGUACAGGAAUAAACGGCAUGGCUAUCUCAUGACAAGGCUAAACCAGCAAUUAAAUACUUGGUAGACAAGCCAAGUCAUGGAAUCCUAACUCCUUAACAGUCUGGAUUGUACACAGUGGAACUAAUGGACCUGCAGCAGUUUCAGCUGAGGUAAAAGUAUGGGCUGCUGGACCAAGCUGAAGGCGUCCGGAUGGGCUUAUCCCACUGCAAUCCUGUCACUCUAUGGGUUUUUUGCUAACUGCAGAGUAGCAGAGCCCUUCCUGACACCAUACCUAAUAGGACCACACAAGAACAUCUCUGAAGAAGUGGUGACCAACUACCUGUUUCCUAUCUGGACGUAUUCCUACCUGGCCUUCCUUUUCCCUGUUUUCCUCCUCACUGACUUCCUGAGAUACAAGCCAGUUAUAAUGAUACAGGGGCUCUUUCUAGUCACCAACUAUCUCCUGCUCUGCUUUGCCCCCGGUGUUCCUGCCAUGACUGUCCUGCAGGUCAACUAUGCUGUAGUGACUUCCACAGAAGUGGCUUACUUCUCCUACAUUUACAGCGUGAUUCCAGUUGAGAAUUACCAAAGAGCUACUGGUUACCUGCGUAGCGCCAUGUUGGCUGGAUAUACGACUGGUGCCAGCCUCGGCCAGGUGCUCAUCUCUAUUGCAGGGGCGGACUACUUCUACAUCAAUGCUCUCACUCUGGGGAUUUUGAGCAUAGCAUUUCUCAUCACAUUCUGGUUGCCAAUGCCCCAAAGAAGUAUGUUCUUCAAAGGGAAAAAGGCUGCAGCUGUGGGCUCGCAGUCCCAGCAGGAGGGGCCACUGGGAGAAAACAGAUUGGAGCAUCCAGUGAUGUAUAAGGAUGGAGCAGACUCAGGGAAAGAGGAGAUGGAGCAUAAUGGCUGCGCUGGCUGGUGCAGCAGGGAAAAUGUGGCCACUGUGGGCCCUGUCCUUUGGCAAAGCUUCAGGGAGUCCUACUCUUCCAGACAUUUAAUCUACUGGUCCUUGUGGUGGGCUCUGGCCACAGCUGGCUACGUGCAAGUCUUUAACUACAUCCAGCUUAUGUGGGACCAUAUAGAACCAUCUGCAACAUCAUCCAUCUACAACGGAGGAGUGGAGGCUGUAUGCUGUCUUGUAGGUGCUGCAGCAGCUUUCUCUGUGGGCCACCUGAAGGUCACCUGGGCUGUUUGGGGAGAACUGGCAUUAGGGUUGUUCUCAGCCGUGGCAACAGGCGCUGUGUUUCUGAUGGCAUUCACCAGCAGUAUCUGGGCGUGCUAUGCUGGUUAUGUGGUAUUCAAAUCCUGCUACAUGCUUCUCUUCACCAUCACAGCAUUUCAGAUUGCAUCCAACCUCUCCAUGGAGUGCUAUGCUUUGACAUUUGGGAUCAACACUUUCGUUGCCCUCACUCUGCAGACCAUCAUUACGGCUGUUGUUGUUGAUGAGACUGCGCUGGGUCUGGACAUAGUGACGCAGUUCAUCAUAUAUGGCAGCUACUACGCUUUCAUCUCCUUGCUCUUUCUGAUUCGAGGGACCUACACUGUCUGCAUACAUCAGUGCUAUCCAGAGCACACGGAUGCCAAAGAACCCAAGUCCAGUGUGGAGGUGAUCUCUGCUGAACGCCUUUGACCAAUGUCCAUGUUCCAUUUGUUUAUGGAGGAAUAAAAUGAUCAUGAGCUUUACAAAUGACCUUUUAUACUUUGUUAUCUCUACAAUCUAAAGAGGAAAACAAUCAGCACUAUGAAAUGAUGCAAUUAUUACUCAUUAGUAUUAAAAAUAAACUCCAGAGAGAUUUGUCUGCU
Messenger RNA from Amphiprion ocellaris (clown anemonefish), 1843 nucleotides. It is a transcript of the gene slc19a3b, whose product is annotated as solute carrier family 19 member 3b. Bases 219 to 1670 code for a protein of 483 amino acids. Gene Ontology annotation, biological process: vitamin transport; transmembrane transport. The record is from RefSeq and is a predicted model, not a curated record. Lineage: Eukaryota; Metazoa; Chordata; Actinopteri; Pomacentridae. Gene Ontology annotation, cellular component: plasma membrane. The transcript has 9 exons. Gene Ontology annotation, molecular function: vitamin transmembrane transporter activity.